Molecule: messenger RNA, 463 nt
Organism: Chroicocephalus ridibundus (black-headed gull)
Lineage: Eukaryota; Metazoa; Chordata; Aves; Charadriiformes; Laridae
Gene: ATP5MF
Product: ATP synthase membrane subunit f
Exons: 4
Coding region: 62-331 (89 amino acids)
Biological process (GO): proton motive force-driven mitochondrial ATP synthesis
Molecular function (GO): proton-transporting ATP synthase activity, rotational mechanism
Source: RefSeq, a predicted model, not a curated record
CAGCGGCGCCGCCCGCCCCUUCCCGCCUUCCCCCGCGGCGGCGCAGGGCAGCAGCGGCAAGAUGGCGCAGCCGCCGGUUCCCCUCAAGGACAUGAAGCUGCUGGACGUGAAGCUGGGCCAGCUGCCCACCUGGCUGGCCAUGAGAGACUUCACCCCCGGCGGCAUCGUGGGGGCCGUGCGAAGAGGUUAUGACAGAUACUACAAUAAAUAUAUCAAUGUAAAGAAAGGGGGCCUGGGUGGUAUUUCCAUGGUGCUUGCUGGUUACGUUGUCAUCAGCUACAUCUGGAGCUACAGUCACCUGAAACAUGACCGCCACAGGAAGUACCACUGAAGUGUGAAGGUGCAGCUCUUUAACAGAUGGGCUCCUGGAACAGUUACCCUGACAGAAGACAUCAGAAGUAUUCAUACUAAGAUCUGUACCAUUAUGACCAAUAAUAAAGUGCAUACACUUUACAUUUACUGA